AUGCGUUCACCACAAUUGCUUAUCGUUGGUAUUACUACGUUAAUUACCACUUCUGUUCAUGCUAGUAUCAUUCAGAAUCAACCAAGAAAUGGAGUUAUUGCAUUCGAUACGCCAUUGGAUGUUUCAACAGAUUUACUGAAAAGACAAGUUGGGGAGCAUGAUUAUAUUUUUCCAGUUAGUAACUUUCCUAAAUUAACCAUACCAAUUGGUUCAAACAAGGAUGUGGUUCAAUUGAGUAUCGAUACUGGAAGUUGGUUAACCCAAGUUCCUGAUGUUGCAUCAAAUUGUACGGAAUGUUUAUUACCAAAUGGAAAAUUAGGUUUAUACGAUGCUAAUAAAUCAACAACUGCUGUGAAAACAGGACAAACUUUGAAAUCAGAUUUUGCACCAACUCAUUAUUAUCAUGGGAAAGGAGUUGUUGAUGAUAUUUGGUUUGCACCAAACUUCAAAAUUCCAGGCACAUUAUUCAAUGAUGUUCAAGAAAUUAGUCCACUAUGGCAUGAGGGUAUACUUGGACUUUCAAAACCACCAAAGGGAUCUGAAAAUCAAAAUAUAGUAUGGAACGCUUAUAAAGCUGGUUUAAUUAGUAAACCAAUUUUUGCCAUAACUCAAAGAAAUGAAAGUUCUAAUAGUUUACAAUUAUUCUUAGGUGGUCAUAGUAAGUCUCAAAUGACUGAAGAUUACACUUGGACUUCAAUAGAAAAUAAAAAUUUCGCUGGUCAUAUUGAUUUUAUUAAUAUUAAUGGUGCUGAGAUUAAAAUUAAUGCAACUGUAACUUUUGAUACUGGUAAUUAUGGAGUUUCUGUUAGUCAAGAGGUUUAUGAUGCUAUUAUAAAUUCUUUACCUUAUGAUCCACUAAAAUCUAGGGGCAUUAUUUCCUAUGAUUCAAUUAAAGAUAGAUCAGUAACUGUCAGUAUUUACGGUAAAAACUAUAGUGUUCCAUUAAAAGCCUUUUUUGGACCUGGCUGUGAUCCAGGUGUUAGAUAUUGUGAUAUCGUAGUGUAUCCCAAUCCAGCAUGGAACUGGGGAUCUUCAUUCAACAGAUUUUUGAAUUUAGCUUUGAAUUAUGAUAAUGGUUCUUACAUUGGAAUUGCUGGAUGGAAACCAUCAAAUACCAAUGAUGUUGUUGCUUUCUAG
Lodderomyces pseudojiufengensis is the source of this 1137-nucleotide messenger RNA. Its product is annotated as pepsin-like aspartic protease. Lineage: Eukaryota; Fungi; Ascomycota; Pichiomycetes; Serinales; Debaryomycetaceae. The transcript has a single exon. Gene Ontology annotation, biological process: proteolysis. Gene Ontology annotation, molecular function: aspartic-type endopeptidase activity. The record is from RefSeq and is a predicted model, not a curated record. The coding region runs from base 1 to 1137 and encodes 378 amino acids.